Messenger RNA from Geosmithia morbida, 2589 nucleotides. RefSeq lists its product as uncharacterized. Lineage: Eukaryota; Fungi; Ascomycota; Sordariomycetes; Hypocreales; Bionectriaceae. Bases 1 to 2589 code for a protein of 862 amino acids. The record is from RefSeq and is a predicted model, not a curated record. The transcript has 2 exons.
AUGCAGGCAUCUUGCCAUGGUGUGCAACGGAAGCAAACCGGCGUCCGGUUACUGCUGACUGCCGCCAGACUGUCAACUUCAAAGACCGCGACGGCAACGACGACUUCAGCAUGCCGCCAUCGACACCAAUGUCGACAUUUCGCGUGCAGCUCCUUCAAAUGCACCGGUCCCACAGACACUAAUACUACGUAUGGGCCGCCCAGAGCUGGCUCUCGGCCCACCACACGAUGGACCGCCACAGCGGAGACGAGGGAUGGUCGAGGAUCAGUGACGGCAUCGGGGCUUCGCUCGAUCUCGUGCCCAGAACGACAUCAUAGGAGAUUCUCUUGCACCGAAAAGGUCCGCGAGCCCGAGAGGAAGUUUAGCAAGGCUAUCCAGACAUCUCUCGAAAUGGCUGACACUGAGUUAAUACCGGGCGACAUUGGAUCGUGGAAGCGCCUAUUUUCUUUGAUGGAAGAGAAGCAUGGGCAGGAUGGGACCUGGGCAUGCUUCGGAUUCGUCCGCGAGCGACACCAGGUACACCUUAUUCUCCUUCCGGCCGGCAGCGGGAUGCGCGACGCCAUUAUCGAUGCGGCGGUGCAGAGCGACAGCAGGCUGGAGACUGUGCUGGAGCUGGCCAUACGGCUGCAGCCCUUCUCGCGCGAGUGGCCCGAGUUAUAUGCCAAGGUUGUCCAUGCCCUGCUAAAGAGAGACGAGUUUGACAGGGCGGUUAAAUGGCACCUGCGGCUGUCGCGCCACUUCCCACCGGGACCGGACGUGCUCAGCGGACUCAUCUCCGCCUUCGUUUUCGAUCCGAGGCCCGAAAUGCGCCAGACUUUAAUCUCCAUAUACAUAUUCAGCUCUGAGCGCAGCCUCUAUGACCGUCUGGUCCCGCUCCUGUUCGAGUCCGGCCACGAACGGUUGACGCGCUACUGGCGUCGGACAAUGGUUCAGGUCGACGACAAGCCGACCUCGUCGAGGGCUUGGCACUUUAUAAACUACAUGGAUCGGUUCGGCAUCAUGCUAGCCCCAGAGGAAGAGGAAGUCAUUAAGGGCACAAUGAACCCCAGCGGCGCCAACACCGAGCAUUACGAUUACAACAACAACCCCACAGACGCCUCCACCGACCGGUCCACAUCUUCCCUGUUGCGGGGCAUCUAUCACGACGACUUUGUCGCUAAGUGGCUCGCCAGCUCAUGGCUGUCUGCGGAAUUCGCGAUCAAUCUGAUGCACAAGUUCGGCGUGUCCGUGAUUGGCACACGGUCGCUUCAGGCCCUAGCGCUCCGGGAACCUGAUGCUCGAGCCGUUGCCGCGCAGAUAGCUCGGCUCGAUGCGCUCGGCAUCCAUAGCCUCUUGCGCACAGACAUACACCCAGACGAGUUUGACGACCCGGCAACGCGCCGCAGAAUCAUGGAUGACGCCGUUGGUGCGCGGGACAUGGCACGGCAGAAACUCCUUGCGGCCGUCGAACUGGCCCUCGAGACUGACGAGAGCCCGCGACGCCUGAACAUGCUGCUGCGAAACGUCCUCAAGACACGACCGCUGGGCAAAGCCAAGCUGAUCGUGGACCGCAUGGACGCCCUGAAUGUGACCAUGUCCCAGCAUAAUGCGGCCACUCUGCUCAACAGUGCCCUGUUGGGUGUAUCAAAGCACCCCACCCGGUGGAAGCGGCAUAUCCAUCGAGGAAAGGACGACGUCGCGCUGGAUAGGGCCAUCGACAUCGUCCGUCGCAUCGCUUCGCACAAGAUCGGCAUACCGAUCCGGUACUGGGAGCUUCUCCUCUACAGCCUGGGUCGACACGGCCGCUUCGACGAACUCCUCCAGCUGUGUCUCGAGGUGGUGGAUAUUUACCACCCUCCAGGCGGCGGAUUAGCCCCAGUAUACCGUAACGAUAUGCCUCCCAGUCGGUUCGACACCAAGAAUCAUAGUAUCGCUCGCCACAGACACGACGACGAUGACGACGACGGAACAUGGCGGCCUCGUCACCCCAGCCAGGAAGAAGCGCAUAGACAACAGCCGCAGCAACAGCAGGACACGCAUUAUAUCCCCGGUGACCUACGCUUCACACAUAUCCACCACCCCAUCGGCAUACUCUUCGACACGGGAUUCCAGCGAGACAUCGUCCGAUGGGGUUUCGACGACACACUAGCCGAGCGGCCGGUGGCGGUACGCACCAGUCCCUCCCAGCUAGCCGAGCACGACAUCGCGUGCGGCGUGCGCAUUCUUGCCGCGCUGCGCGACCGCGGCGUCCCUGUCAAUCAGGCCGCAGUCAGAAACACACUCUAUACUCGCAUCAUUCUCGGGGAACUGCCCGGGCGAAGACAUCGCUCGCGAGAUAUGCAGUACGUCGAGCCAAAGUAUGUGAAGACCCUGGUUGAGAGGGCGUGGGCGCCUCCAAAGGACAAGUACAAUAGCGACAGCAAGAACAAGGAUAAGGAGAAGCCGCUAUUGCCGUCGCUUGAAGAGAUGUAUAGAGAAUUAGAGAGGUUGCGACCACGCGUUUGGAAACGAUACCCAGUUUUGUUCAGGUCUUGUUACGGAGGCGAGAUGGCAGAGGAAGAUGAGGUGGAGGUGAUGGGGGCAGCAUAUGAGGAAUGCAACAUGGAGUAA